Molecule: messenger RNA, 244 nt
Organism: Coregonus sp. 'balchen'
Lineage: Eukaryota; Metazoa; Chordata; Actinopteri; Salmoniformes; Salmonidae
Source: the annotation of a GenBank genome assembly
AUGAGGAAGAACAUGGAUUCAAUCACAGUCUCAGCAAUGAGAAAAAUGCCAGGAAAUAUUCAUUACCCAGUGAUUACAGAGUUGUCUUUACAAGGAGUGGGAAAAAAUGAGGGAAAUGUAGCCAGAUUUGGAGAAUGAUGUGAUAGAAAAUGUCUGUGAUAGAGAAGGAAACGCCCAAGCUAACAAGGAGGACUGCAUGCAUAAUGACAACUCUGCCACAGCUGAGUCAGUAGUGAAUAUGUAG